ACCAUGGAAGACUUGGAAGGAAAUCACUUCAAAUCAGUGGAAGAAGAAACCAGCUACUGGAAAGAACUGGCUAUGAAAUAUAAACAAUGUGCAGAAAAUACACAGGAGGAACUACGUGAGUUCCAAGAAGGGAGCCGAGAAUAUGAAGCAGAAUUGGAGACACAGCUGCAACAAACAGAAUUCAGAAAUCGAGACCUUCUAUCGGAAAACAAUCGCCUUCGAAUGGAACUGGAGUCAAUUAAGGAAAAAAUUGAAAUGCAACAUACAGAAGGCUACCAGCAGAUCUCUGCGCUAGAAGAUGACCUAGCACAGACGACAGCUAUUAAAGAUCAACUACAGAAGUACAUUCGAGAACUCGAGCAAUCAAAUGAUGACUUGGAAAGAGCAAAAAGAGCCACUAUAAUGUCUCUGGAGGACUUCGAACAGCGUUUGAACCAGGCCAUUGAAAGAAAUGCCUUUCUGGAGAGUGAGCUAGAUGAGAAAGAGAAUCUCCUGGAAUCAGUGCAGCGAUUGAAAGAUGAAGCCAGAGACUUAAGGCAAGAGCUUGCAGUGCAGCAGAAACAGGAGAAACCCAAAACACUGAUACGAAGUACACUGGAGUCAGAAAGAACGGACACAGCUGUGCAAGCAACCUUAUCUGUGCCUUCAACUCCUGUAGUUCAUAGGGGACCCAAUGUCAGUAUAAGCACCCCAGGAACGUUUAGAAGAGGUUUUGAGGAUAGUUACAGCGGGACUCCUCUCACACCAGCUGCCAGGAUAUCUGCGCUAAACAUUGUGGGAGACUUACUACGGAAAGUAGGGGCUCUGGAAUCCAAACUUGCAUCUUGUCGAAACUUUGUGUAUGACCAGUCUCCAAACAGACCCGCCAUGUCCUCAUCCAUGUAUCUGAACAAGAGCAGAGAUGGCCUUGAAAAACGAUUGAGCAGUUCCCACAUGCCUUUGAGCGAUAACGGGUUAGGGAAGCGCUUGGAGUUUGGAACACGGCCUUCAAAUAUUCCUGCACCAAUGGCACAUUCCCCACAAGGUGUAGUCAAGAUGUUACUUUGA
Emys orbicularis (European pond turtle) is the source of this 1047-nucleotide messenger RNA. RefSeq names its product nudE neurodevelopment protein 1 (gene NDE1). Gene Ontology annotation, molecular function: microtubule binding. Bases 4 to 1047 code for a protein of 347 amino acids. The transcript is spliced from 8 exons. Gene Ontology annotation, cellular component: centrosome; kinetochore; kinesin complex. The record is from RefSeq and is a predicted model, not a curated record. Lineage: Eukaryota; Metazoa; Chordata; Testudines; Emydidae. Gene Ontology annotation, biological process: chromosome segregation; mitotic centrosome separation; establishment of mitotic spindle orientation.